Molecule: messenger RNA, 3041 nt
Organism: Mercenaria mercenaria
Lineage: Eukaryota; Metazoa; Mollusca; Bivalvia; Venerida; Veneridae
Product: phospholipase A-2-activating protein-like
Exons: 12
Coding region: 19-2235 (738 amino acids)
Biological process (GO): proteasome-mediated ubiquitin-dependent protein catabolic process; ubiquitin recycling
Cellular component (GO): nucleus; cytoplasm
Molecular function (GO): ubiquitin binding
Source: RefSeq, a predicted model, not a curated record
UCGCUGCGAAUCUUGAAAAUGGCUGCUUCAUACCAACUUCGGUGCCAAAUUUUUGGUCAUGAAAAAGAUGUUAGGGCAGUUACUGCAGCAAUUUUACCUGAAAAUGCCAUUGUUUCAGGAUCAAGAGACCUAACGGCACGGGUUUGGGUGCCGAUCGAAGGAGAAAAUGGUUUUCAAGAGGGUCACUGUAUGAGUGGACACAGUAAUUUUGUGGCAAGUGUUUGCUGCUUACCUCCAGAUGACAAACAUCCACAUGGACUUAUAUUUACUGGCAGUAAUGAUUCAACCAUUCUAGCUUUCACACUUGAUUCACCACAGCCACUAUAUAAACUUGAGGGACACACUAGCACAGUGUGUGCCCUUGCUUCUGGAAAGUUUGGUACAUUAUUGAGUGGUUCCUGGGAUAAAACAGCUAAAGUAUGGCUCUCACAGAAAUGUGUGAUGACACUGGAAGGUCAUGGGUCAGCAGUAUGGGCUGUGGCUAUAAUGCCGGAACAAGGUACAAUGUUGACUGGCUCAGCUGAUAAAACAAUCAAAGUAUGGAAGGCCGGCAAGUGUGUAAACACAAUCAAAGGGCACGAGGAUUGUGUGCGUGGUCUAGCAGUAACACAGGGUAGUGAGUUUCUCUCCUGUUCUAAUGAUGCUACAAUCAGGCGGUGGCUUCUGUCUGGUGACUGUCUCCAGGUCUAUUAUGGUCAUGAGAACUUUGUCUAUAGUAUUGCUGUUUUACCGAAUGGUCAGGAUUUUGUGACCAGUGGAGAGGAUCGUACAGUGAGGGUUUGGCGUAAUGGAGAGAAUACACAGACCAUAACACAUCCUACAUUGUCUAUAUGGACUGUGUGUACUCUAGUUAACGGAGAUAUAGUAUCUGGUGCCAGUGAUGGUACUAUACGAGUGUUUACCAAUGAUCCAAAGAGAAUUGCCUCCACAGAGGAACUGAAAGCCUAUGAUGAUCAAAUAGCAGCCUCACAGGUUCCUCAAGAUAUCAAACCAGAGCAAUUACCAGGUCCAGAGGCACUUAAUAAUCCUGGUACGUAUUUCUGCCUUAAAAUGAGGAAAGGUUGUGAUACACUUCCAUUGUACAAUAGGACUCUUUUUGAAAAUAAUUGUCCUUUGGAAUUAAUCUUUGAUAGAAAAGAGAAAGUGUGUCUGUGUUCAGGUACAAAAAGGGACAGACAAAGUGGUACGCAAUGCAAGUGGGAAAAGGUUGAACUCUACAGCUGGGAUAGAACUGUGCAACAAUGGAAGAAGGAGUAUGAUUAUGUGUUCAGUGUAGACAUUGAGGAAGGCAAGCCACCACUAAAACUCCCUUACAACAUUUCCGAGGACCCGUGGUUUGCUGCACAAAACUUUAUCUCCAACAACAAUCUCAGUCAGUUAUUCCUGGAUCAGGUUGCCAACUUUAUCAUUGAUAAUACGAAAGGCGUCACUCUGAAUCAAAGUUCAGGAUAUUCUGAUCCAUUUACAGGGUACAAUAUAUUUCCUGGAUCAGGCAGUGAUACCUCCAGGGUGGUGGUGCUGCCCCAUUCACAGGAGCGGGGAGGGCUUAACCAACUGUAUGAAGGUGAAAGAAAGGGAAGAGGUCGACUUGGGCGUCUCGAGGGGAUGAUGAAACAAGUUCUACCAUCAGAUGAUGAUCUCAAUACCCUUAAAGCAGUUCUAGAAUGGCCGCCUAAUAUUGUAUUCCCUGCUAUAGAUGUGCUAAGAAUCACUAUCAAAUUCCAAGAAGUCAACCAACCAUUCUGUGCUUCCUCAAAUAUCCUCGAGGAAAUGUUUAAAUAUUGGUCAGAUGACUCGCCAGCAGCCAAUCAGAUUCUUAGCCUGAAAGUAGUAUGCAACAUGUUUGCUCAGCCACAGGGGUUCAAACUUUGUAUGGAUAAUAGAGACAAAACACUCACUAGAGCUCUCAAUUUGAAACAAUCAAAAAACAAAAAUGUUCAAAUUUCUCUUGGCACUUUGCUGUUGAAUUACUCCGUUGGGUUAUUUGGAACUCUAGAUUUGGAGGGAAAAUCGCAAACUCUUGCAGCAGCUGUAGAAUGUAUGAAAGUGAAACCGGAUGUUGAAGCGGCUUUCAGGAUUUUUAUCGCCAUGGGAACACUGAUACACAAGGAUGAAAGUGUUCUUAACCUUGCUCAGUCAAUGAAUGUGAUGCCACUGAUAGGAGAUUUCUUAAAUGUCCACAAUCCAAAGAAGGUUGGGGAAUGUGCUGGUCUUUUAGCAGAGCUGUUCAGAUAAAAUAGGUUCAAAAUAGCUGUUCACAUAGUUCUUACAAAUCUGCAAUCAACUGUGCUACACAGUGCACAUGUUUUAGUUAUCAGGAAAAAUAUGGUACUCUUAGACUUUAUGAAAGUUCAAGGGUAAGGACAUCAUCUCUUCUAAACUUUCCAGUAAGUGCAGUAGUGUCCAGUAUGCCCUGUAAAUUUUUUUCCAUUCUUAUAAAAAUUUAAAAGUGUUCCGAGUAGUUUCACUAAGAUAAGAUAAGAAGUAAACAAAACUGAUUCGGAAAGUCUUGGGCGUUAUCUCUUUGGAAGCCCAACAACGUUUAUGUAAAUUGUUUAUGAAACUGUAAAAAAAUCUGAAAUAUUGAAAUGUGAUGUGAGAAAGAAGAAAUUGAGCUGUACUUUGUACUGAACACCUAAAAUAUCAACAUGGAACUAAUUCUUUAAGUACACUUUUCUUUCAGUUUUACAUUUUUGGCCUUUCUAUGUUGAUUUAGAGUUAUGCAGCUUUAACAUUACUUGGACUUGACAAAAACCUGAAAUAUUAAGAUAUGCUGUCUUAAGGACUUGACUUAUAAAGUGUUGUUCUGCUUGAUGUAAUGUUAAUUUUAGUUGUCAACUUAUUUCUCUGCCAUUUGCACAGAUGGCAGUUAAACACUUUAUCAAGAAUGUGCUUUAUUAAUGACAGAAACUUUUGGUGCAUUUUAUCUAGUUGUAUGUGAUACAUAUUACUGUGUAGAAGGAGAAGCAUUUGAUAGGUUUGAAAAUUGUAAUGAAAUAUUUCCACUGUUUGAAUAGAUUCAUUAAAGUAUUUAUUUAUGA